Messenger RNA from Trametes versicolor FP-101664 SS1, 734 nucleotides. Its product is annotated as Pam17-domain-containing protein. Gene Ontology annotation, biological process: protein import into mitochondrial matrix. The transcript is spliced from 6 exons. Gene Ontology annotation, cellular component: PAM complex, Tim23 associated import motor. The record is from RefSeq and is a predicted model, not a curated record. Bases 22 to 678 code for a protein of 218 amino acids. Lineage: Eukaryota; Fungi; Basidiomycota; Agaricomycetes; Polyporales; Polyporaceae.
CCAGCUGCGUACCAGGACCGCAUGUCGACCCUCAGCCAUCCACAUCUGCGUACCUUCGUGCGCAAUGCCCCGUCUUCCUGCCGCGUGGGCGCGAGGACGCGCACCCAGCUCUUGAGCACUACUCGCGCCAAGUCCACCAAGGCCACGAAGACUCCGGCCUCCAAGGCACCUAAGACCAGCACGAGCAGUGCUCCGCCUUCCCAGGUUGAGAAGGAGACGCUUCCGUGGCAGGAGUAUCUGUCCAUUCGCAAGCAAAAGAGGAGAUGGGAAACGGCCGUGACUAUCCCUGCCACAGCCCUAGGGUUCUUUGCGGGUAUCUCAUAUUUUGGGAACAUGGAAAUGGACCCUAGCAAGCCUAUAUUCAACAUCGACCCUAUGUUCGUAUACGGCGGUGCGACUCUAGGCUGCGCAGGAUUGGGUUACCUUCUCGGUCCAGUCAUCGGCUCUUCUAUAUGGCGUUUGACCCACCGCCGGACGAUGAAGCUCAUUGAGCAGCGCGACAAAGAGUUCCAUCAACACAUAGUCAAGAACAGGGUCGAUCCCACUGCUCAGAGUGCGACCAACCCUGUCCCAGAUUACUACGGCGAGAAAAUUGGCUCUCUACAUGCCUACAGACAGUGGCUGCGGGACCAGUCAAAAUUCCGCAAGAAGGCCUCUGGGUUCCUCUCUGAAGACUAGACUCUGCUUGUCAGCUGUCCUGAUAUACUACGCCUAAUCCACUCCCUAUUCUGCCC